AUGGCUAAUAAAGAGACUGAAAGACAACAAAGUUUACCUAAUUUCAAGAUGUCAGUCAACAGUCGAUAUGCCAAAAUGCGACAUAAUUGUGAAUUGACAUUAAAAUACGACUCCGUCAUCGAUAAAUGUGAUGAAUUAACCACCAUUCCAAUAUUCACAUACGACUUUUUAUCAAUCAGCGACAUUGCAGCAAAAGAAGUUGGAACUUUCAUCAAUGUUAUUGCAAUUUGCAAAGAAGCAACUGAAAAAAACCCGAAUACGAUCUUUUCAAAAAAUUCGCCGGGUUUCGAAUUUAAAUCUUUUAUGAAAUGA
Messenger RNA from Clunio marinus, 312 nucleotides. The record is from the annotation of a GenBank genome assembly. NCBI's taxonomy places the organism in Eukaryota, Metazoa, Arthropoda, Insecta, Diptera, Chironomidae.